AUGGGGGCAGAUCCAAAUUAUAAGGCUGAUAUAUCCCAAUUAGGAGUCGAUAUAGAAGAAGUACGAUUAAGCUUUAUAAAUGAAUUAGACAAGAGCCAUAUUAGUUCGCUUCAAGUAAAGUCGAAUAUCAUGUGUUUUGUUUUACAAUCCGGCAUUUUAUUUGUCAUUGAUCUAGAUAAACCUUCAAAAGUCCAUAAAUAUCCGAUACCAUUACUUAAUGGCGGGGGUAAAAAACCUAUAGAGUUGUUAAUUAGGAUAUGGCUAAGUCCAAAUGGUAGUUUAUUGUUUCUGAAAACGAACCUCUCAAAUUAUUAUGUAUGCGAUGUAAACACACUUCUGGAAGAAAAUGAUCAAAAACCGACGAGAGCUCUUCUAUUUCAGGUUGCUUCAUUAUCAAAAAAUAAUUACGAUAUAAAUAGUCUCGAAUGGUGUAACGAUGCUUCCUUUUUGUGUGGAAGCAAAGAUGGUCAUGUAUCUUUUGUUGAUGUGCCAAAUGGUGAUUUGUUAAAACUUUCUAAUCUGAGUGUAACAACAGUUUUAAAAUUAAUCAACAAAUUGAUGGUAUAUUGUGGCAUCAAUAAAAAAAAUAAACCUUACAUAGAAUGCAUUAUUGUAUCAGAUUCUAAUAUAAUGUACUGGGGUAAUAUUGACUCUGACAAUCCAAUACGGUCUUUAAAAAAUAGGAAAGUUCCUGAAGAAAAGGAGCAAUUUGAUAAACUAAGUGCUAAUACUACAAAUAAAUUUUCAACCUACGAAGAUAGAUUUUCUUGGGUCACAGCUAAUGGGGUUGUCUUUGGACGUACUGGGGAUGAUAUUGACCAAGAAUAUAAAACAUUUACUAAUUCCAAUAGAAAAAUUCUACUUGAUGCAAAUUUGUUUUUGAAUGUAGAACUUACUGAGCGUCAAAAAAUAAUAAAUGAUAUAAUAAUGACAGAUUUUUAUUUAAUUUUACAGAGGGACACAUUGAUUACUGUGAUUAACAGAUUAACUAAUGAGAUUGUGUAUGAGGAAGAACUUUUAUUAAACGAAUCUGAAAACAUAAUUGGAUUAACAGCAGAUCACUCUCAGGAGGUACCUACAUAUUGGUGUUAUUCGAACUUGCAUGUAUAUGAGAUAACUAUAAGCAAUAAAUCUCAUUCUGUCUGGAAAAUUCUCUGUAAACAAAACAAAUUUAAUACGGCACAAAGUCUCCUAGAUAUCAAUAAUAUGGAAAAAGAUAUGAUAAUGCACAAUAAAGGAGACUUUUUGUUUGAAAAUGGAAAUUUCUUUGAUGCAGCAACUAGUUAUGGAAAUUCAUCAUAUUCUUCCUUUGGUUCUAUUGCUUUGAAAUUCUUAGAAUCAGAUGAUGACAUUGAUCCUCUGCAAGAGUAUCUUUCCGUAAAACUAAAAAAGAUACCAUCAACGAAAGAAUCGCAAAAAUUAUUGUUAACAAGUUGGAUAUUAUGGACUUAUUUAAAGAAACUUAAUAUCGUAGAUGAAAAAAUUGCUUCUGAAAAAUCUUCUGUGUUGCUGACAAAAUUGAAAGAAGAUAAGGAAAUUAUAAAGUCAGAAUUAAACACAUUUCUGUCUGAAUAUGCUUUUUCAUUGGAUAAAAAAAUAGUAUUACAACUAUUAUUAUCUCAAAAUAGGCAGGAUGAACUACUGUUCUAUGCUAAGUUAAUAUCAGACUUUGAGUUUAUUUUGAAUUAUUGGAUCAAAAAGGAAAAAUGGUAUGAAGCUCAGAAAAGUUUAUUAAAUAUAACUGAUGUUAAACAAAUUUAUGAACAUGCAUCCCUAUUACUUUUAAAGAUACCUGAUUCCUUGAUCAAAACUUGGAUGAAAAUUGAUAAAAUAGAUUAUGUUAAAUUAAUCCCUUCCUUGUUGACAUAUUACUCACAUUACAUGAAAACUCCUGUUAUAGACAAUACUACAAAUCAACAAAAGGAGAACUAUGCAUUAACGUAUUUAUUGUGGUGUAUCAAAAAUUAUACCGUUACAAAAACAAUCGUUUAUAAUACCGCUAUUUAUAUGAUGAUUUCUACGUUUAAUGAUGAUAUUUUAGAUAACAGUUAUCAGGAAACCAUUAUAAAUUUUAUGACUGAACAUGAAAAUAGAUUUGAUAUUAAUUUUGUCUUAAGACUAAGUUUGAAAUUUAAAACAAUUAUUGUCUCAAUAUAUUUAUAUUCUAAGUUGAAAUUAUAUGAGGCAGCAGUGAACCUUGCACUUGAGAAUAAUUUAAUCGAAUUUGCAAAGGACGUUGUAAAUAAUAUAGGCUCCGAAAAUGAUAUGACAGAACUAGAGACUAGUAGUAAUGACAAACUGUGUCAAAAGCUCUAUCUAAAAAUUGCCAAAAAAGUUCUAUUUGAUGAAACUAACAAUCAUGAUUUGAAAACAAAUAUCAACAAUAUAUUAAGAGAAACUAAUGGUAUUUUAACUAUCAAGGAAUUAUUACCACUUUUCAAGGAGUUCACAACUAUUGCAAACUUAAAAGACCAAAUUAUCAAAAGUUUAGAAUUACAUGGUAAAUCAAUGUCUCAAAUUACACAAAAUAUAAAGUCUUCGAUGAUAAUGAAAGAAGAAUUACUCCAAGAUAUGGAAUAUUUUCAAGAGAGAUAUAUGACUCUUGAACCUGGAGUUAGUUGUGAUGUGUGCCAAAAAAUAUUGCAAGAUCAACGAUUCUAUGUGUUUCCAUGUUCACAUAAUUUCCAUGAACGUUGUAUCAAAGAUAGCAUACUAGAUUCGAAUGAAAUAAUAUUAAAGAGUAAGAUUGAGAAUAUUGAGAGAAAACUCAAUAGAGAAAAUAACAAAGUAAGAAAAAUGACAUUAAACAAAGAAAUGAAUAAAUUAUUAUCAACUAAAUGCUGUUUGUGUAGUGAUAUUAAUAUCAAUAAGAUAGAAUCAUAUGUUCUGGAUAUGAAUAAUACAGAAGAAAGUAUGAAGUGGAUUAUUUAA
Molecule: messenger RNA, 2931 nt
Organism: Tetrapisispora phaffii CBS 4417
Lineage: Eukaryota; Fungi; Ascomycota; Saccharomycetes; Saccharomycetales; Saccharomycetaceae
Gene: PEP3
Product: tethering complex subunit PEP3
Exons: 1
Coding region: 1-2931 (976 amino acids)
Biological process (GO): intracellular protein transport; vesicle-mediated transport; endosome organization
Cellular component (GO): HOPS complex; endosome
Molecular function (GO): protein-macromolecule adaptor activity; protein binding
Source: RefSeq, a predicted model, not a curated record